Alternaria arborescens is the source of this 2550-nucleotide messenger RNA. RefSeq lists its product as hypothetical. Lineage: Eukaryota; Fungi; Ascomycota; Dothideomycetes; Pleosporales; Pleosporaceae. The coding region runs from base 1 to 2550 and encodes 849 amino acids. Gene Ontology annotation, molecular function: protein binding. The transcript is spliced from 4 exons. The record is from RefSeq and is a predicted model, not a curated record.
AUGGCAGUAGGAUUCGGGGUUUCGGUAGGAGAUCUCAUCGCCGUAGGAAAGCUGGCUCACGACAUCGCGAUUGCUCUGAGUGACUGCCGGGGUGCUUCUGCGGAAUACCGUUCCUUGAUCGAGCUUCUCGAUUCUCUGAGGACAUCUCUCAACCUUAUCAGUAACUUCGUAUCAACUUUACCUAUCACGUCGUCUUCGCGAGUGAACCAAGCUUUCAUAAGUGGUAUUCUGUUCCAUGCUGGAUGCUGUCACAGGUUACUGAACGAGUUUGCUGCGGAUUCCCGAAAGUACACUCAAAGCUUGCUGAACGGCCAAGGCUCUAAGGCGAAAGUUGCGUUUCGGAAGAUCAAAUGGUCUCUUUACAGCGCAGAAGAUAGCCGACGCUUGGAGCGGAGAUUAGGCACGCACAUGGAAGCCUUCGAUCGCUACCUCCUCGCAAUCAACAUUCAAACUGAAACUAACUUUGCGGAAGAGUCUCGAGGACAAGUCAAUCAAAUCUCCGUCACAGUGGCAGCGAUAUACGAUACGGUCCAAACCACGCAGAAGAUGAUGCCCAAAAUGCUCGGAUAUCCAUGGGAAGGAGACGUCCUCUCUUCGCAUGUUCACAUCGAGGACGUGUUGGGUAGACCAUUAGUCCUCCCAAUCAUGCUUUGUCGUACAAGACAAACGUUGAAGGACACCAUGAGAAUCAUGUUCUCUGAUCACCCCGGAUUGAAGGAAGUAGUGGACGGCAAUUUCGAGCUCGUCGACAAGCAAAAUCAGCUGACAAUCUUCGAUGGCCGCGUUGACACGCCUCAAACAACAAAUUAUCGUUCUCCUUCGAAUGCUGUUCAACCCGAAGCUAAGCUGCUAAUGAACAUCUUGCGUGUAAAGACUGUUCAUGCUCCAAGGGACUCCUUAGUCGCUUCCGUUGAAACCCUGGAAACUUGCCCACGAUGCGGCUUCGCAACUCCUGGUCGGCGGUUUAGAAAAUGCGCGAAUUGUGACAUGAACUUUAAGAAGUCAGUGCGAGAGUUCCUUGGAGAACCAGCGGUGGCGGCUGGUGUUGAAGAUUGGCCGGAUGAUCCACUUCCGCGUACAAUACUUAAUCCACCACCCAUAGACUACGCACCUACGAAACCACCCAACGCUGAUAUGGAGGCUGAAUAUAUUCAACGCGUUCAUGAAAUUGCGGUGUACCUAGUCCCAUCGUGGUAUUAUAACUCCGGCAACUUUGGUCAAUCAAGGCUUCCCUUGAUUCAGGCAGUUGGCCAAGGAGAUCUCCACUGGGUCCGACAAAUACUACUGAAAACCGAUACCGAUCCAGAUACAAGAGAUUACCAAGGUUGGACGGCUUUGCAACAAGCCUGCUCUAUCAGGGUCGAUUCUCCAAAGAGUAGAAACCAGGAAGCUAUCGUCAGGCUAUUGAUAUCGCAGGGUGCAGAUGUAAACGCUGCUCCUAGCGACUUUUCCGGCAGAACAGCUCUGCAAGCGGCGUGCUAUUCUGGAAACGAAAGAAUCGUAUAUCUGUUACUGGAGAAAGGUGUUGAAGUCAACGAAGAUGUUGCGCCCGUCGGUGGACGGAGCUCUCUAGAAGGUGCUGUUAAGGCAGGUCAUUUUGGCAUCAUCAAGGAACUUCUCAAUCUGGGUGCAGACAUCAAUCAAACAGCUAGCGAGGAACAUGGGCGCACCGCGCUGUCGACUGCGGCUGAGCAAGGCAGUCUCGAGAUAUUCGAUUUUCUGAUUGAAAAUGGGGCAAACACACACGGGUCUGCUGGCUUAUUCGCCUUGGAAGCGGCUAUACGUUGGAAUCAGCUAGGCGUGGCAGACCGCCUUCUCGAACAAGAUCUAGACGUCAAUUCUUGUGCCAAUGGCCCCGCCCCUUUGCAUUCAGUAGGAUCCAUUGAGAUGUUAAACCUGCUAGCUGCCUACGGAGCUCGCUUUGAUAUACCCGGCUCCGAAGCUUCUGGACCUACAGCGUUACAACAGGCUGCACAGUGGGGCAGCCUCGAUCUGGUCACUGAACUCGUACGCCUGGGCUCCGAUGUUCAUCUUCCUGGAAACAGAUAUCAUGACGGGAGUGCACUCCAAGCAGCCGCUGCCAAGGUCUGGGUUGAUGUUGAAGAAAACGUUGGUAUAAUGAGCUUUCUCGUCGAAGAGCACGGCGCGGAUGUCAAUGAGCCACGUCCUGAAAAGAAGGGAUUUACAAGUCUCGAAGCAGCGUGUCGUGCAACAGUUAUUCCUCACAAGCGCUGCAGGACAAUUGAUAGCGUGAAAUUUCUGGUCGAGAGAGGGGCCGUCAUUACACCUUUCACGCUACAUGUGGCCGCCGCCCGAAACCAUACCGAACUACUCGACUAUCUCCUGCGAAACGGUGCGCGCAUUGAAGAUAUUAGCAGUCCGGCCCACAUCUCAAGCAUUGGAGAAUAUACGAAUAACUACUGCGAGUUUGGUCCGACAGUCAUCGAGACUGCCAGAUUCAAUGAUCAUAUGGCGCUUGCAGAAGCUCUGGAAAACUGGUCACCAUCGAACCAGCUAGAAAUGCGUACAGACGAGGAAGAUGCAAACUGA